Messenger RNA from Penaeus chinensis, 2637 nucleotides. RefSeq names its product alpha-catulin-like (gene alpha-Catr). Gene Ontology annotation, molecular function: actin filament binding. NCBI's taxonomy places the organism in Eukaryota, Metazoa, Arthropoda, Malacostraca, Decapoda, Penaeidae. Bases 1 to 1707 code for a protein of 568 amino acids. The record is from RefSeq and is a predicted model, not a curated record. Gene Ontology annotation, biological process: cell adhesion; Rho protein signal transduction. The transcript has 8 exons.
AUGUCGGCCGAGGAGCUGGUGAGAGGCGCGUGCGAGGAGAGCGAGCUCAUCAGUGCCCUCAAGAACGCCGGCCUCGCCACGGACCAGGAGAGGCUGGACGAGUACGCGGACCGAUUCCUCGAACACAUAGAGCACAUACAGGAGGUCUGCAAACUGCUCCGCCACAUAGCCACGACAGACUCGCUUCAGGUGGCCGCGAAAUACGGCGAGAUCAACCUGCGCAUCUACGGCCCGCAGGUGGUGACGGCGGCCCCAAACCCGUCCCUUCCCCGACCCCCAAAUCGUAAGGAGAAGCCCGAAGGUGAGGCCCUCUGGGCCUUUUUGGUGGGCGAUGUGAAGAGUCUGACCAAGGACAUUGGCGACCAGAUAGCUGCCGAGAGUAAGCCGCCAGAGAAGCAGGUGUAUAUGUCUCUGCCGCGCCCGGGGAAACACGGCACCACACCCAAGCCCCCGAAGCCAACCAAGCUAGAUCAGGAAGAACAAGCUAAACUUGCCAAGUCUGGCUUGGAUAUGAAGCUCAUGGCCUCCGAGGUGGAUCAAGAGACGGAGAAGUGGGAGGAGCGCAUCACCCAGGACGAGGACAACGACAUCGUGAAGCGGGCCAAGAACAUGUCGUCCAUGGCUUUCUCCAUGUACCAGUUCACGCGGGGGGAGGGGGCGCUGAAGACCACGCAAGACCUCUUCACGCAGGGGGAGUACUUCGCCGAAGAGGCCAACAGACUCUACAAAGUCGUCAGACAGUUCUCCUAUCAGGUUCCGGCCGGCCCCCACAAGAAAGAACUGAUGGAGCACCUGGACCAGAUCCCGACCUACGUUCAGCAGCUGCAGUUCACAGUGAAAAACCCAACAGUGGGCAAGGCCGCCACCUUCACCAAAGUGGACAACGUCAUACAGGAGACCAAGAACCUUAUGAACGUGAUAUCCAAGGUGGUCACGACGUGUUUCGUCUGUGCAACUAAGUAUGAGCUGCGUCUCCCUGAGCGGCUGGAACUCCCUUCAUUGGACGAGGUUCGGGCAUCAAGCCAAGGCAACCCUAUUGGACAGGUACCAACACAGCCACAUCCACUAGUGUCACCUCCUCUGACAUUCAGACCUUCCCUCAUGUCAAACCUUCCUUCUUGCCAGUCUUCCUUGACACUGGGUGCCCCUCCAGUGCCCACUCCCAUUCCCCAGACAGUACCUCUUCCAUCACACAUACCACAGAAGUCUCCCCUGGGGCACCUCAUGUCCAGCACUCUUACCUCUCCUCUCCAUGUCCCUUCCAUCCCCACACUCCAGCCACAUGUCCCUCCCCCAUCCCCCUACUCCCUCCUGUCCCCCAUAUCCUCUCCUACUCCACCUGUCAACCCAAGUUCUCCACAGUGGUUGAAGUACAUCACCCUACCAUCCUCUGCCCUCUAUGCCUCUCCCACGCUCCAGUACCUGAAUCUCCACCAUUCUGCUCUCCAACCCCAGCAGCAAUCCCCCUUAUCUCCCUCAGGUCCAAUCAGUUACACGGAAACAAAUAGCUCACUCUUCCCACAGUGGGGGGCACCCUAUGCGACGCCUCCCCUAAAAAGCGUUGGUAGUGACACCCAAAAUUAUUUUUACGAGCAAAGUAUUAUUGACAGGUCGCAGUUAAACAAGCUGUCUACAUUACUCAGUAUGCAGAAUCAAUAUUCAUCCUUGAAUUUUGCUCCUCUUAUAAAUCAGAAUACCAUAGAAUGAUGCAAAUUGUUUAAUCUAUUAUUCAGAUGUUAUUCACUGUUUAUAUGUAAUGUUACCUUUCAUAUCAGAUGUUUGCUUGUUAUACUGUUAUAGGUUAUAAAGUGCCUCAUAAAUGCUGGGCUCCUUGUGCAUUUCAAGGGCAUUCUCUUUUGUCUUUCUUUGGAUAUGUGUCACAAUGAAAAAAAAAUCUAGAGAAUUUCACAUGUAUAUCAUUCAUGGUUUAGCAACAGUUGUCGAUUAAUUGUAUUAUUCCAUAUGAUAUUCAAAAUAUUACUGUACACAAAAUGGCAUCACAUGGGAUUGUGGUUAUAUUGUUAGUACCUCUGCUUUCAUAUUUAAAAGAUUUUUUUUUUUUUUUAGCAAUUUACAGAAGCACAAUGACAUCUUUAGCUAUAAUGAAAAGAUAAAAAAGAAAGGCAAAAAGAGUGUUCCUAAAGUAUUGUUCAGCGAGGCUUUUAAUGGUAUGUAAAUAUCACGCAGUAUUGCCAGAAAAAAAAAAACACUUUUAAAUAGAUGGUGUUUUACUACCUCACUGUACAUUGUCAGUAACACUACCUAGGAACACUGAGAUUAACUUCUUGAGCUGACUAAUACAGAGCAGAUUACAAAAUCAUCAAAUAUGGAUCAUUUAAUGGUACACAAAUACAUUAGCUUUUCUGUAGCAUCAUGUAUAGGUUCAGAGAGAGAUAAGAAACACUAGUCAUUAGAAGUAUCCUUUUGGAAUUAAUAGCAUUGUAUAAUUGUCAUAACUUGAGCAGGUUACUUAUAUGUAGAUAGAUUACAUGAACUUUCCGAUGAGACAGUCAUAUCUAUUUUUCUACAUGUCACAUCCAAAUUUGAGAGAUAGAAUGUAAAAGAAAUUUAUCUCCUUUUUUGAUUGUCCCAAGCCUUGUCCCAGUUUAGAAGAAAUAAAGUGUCAGUGUAACCUUU